ACUUUUCGAUUCCCACAAAUUCGAGAUUUCCUUUCUGAGGGACCAAUCCGUUUGCAAUGUGUACACGUAUCCUGGAAGUCAUCUUUUUCUUUUAUUUUGCGUCUCACAUCCCUAUAACUCUGUUCAUUGAUCUCCAAGCCCUUUUACCAGCGGAGAUAUAUCCCCAGGGCUUGAAAGACUUAUUACAUUGGUAUGCCGCCGAAUUCAAAGAUCCGAUGAUGCUGGACCCUCCUGUCUGGUUCAAGUCUUUCAUCUUCUGCGAAGCCCUCGUACAGAUGCCAUUCUUUCCUAUUGCAGCGUACGCAUUUUGGAAAGGGGACUGUAGGUGGAUAAGGACCCCUGCAAUUGUUUACUCUGCCCAUGUGGCCACCACCCUGAUUCCCAUCCUGUCCUAUGUCCUAUUCCACCAGUUCCCCACGGCCCCACACCCAGGGCCCCAGACACCCACCGAGCGCCUGACGCUGGUGACCGUCUACGCCCCCUACCUGCUGAUUCCUAUCAUGCUCCUCUUCACCAUGGUGUUCAGCCCAGAGUACAGCUCUCACAUUCAAGGCAGAGAAAGUGCAACAGCCAAGAAGUUCCAGUAGGUGGCAGUGCACCCAGCUGUACACUGCUUUCUCCCAGCAGAACUAUGUAAAAUGUGCCCUUGAUCGAAUAUUAAUCACAGAAUGCACAUCAGUGUCUGAGAUAAAUAUGGAUGAUGUGUCCGUCCUGCACUGAAGUAGCUGUGGGAUUUGUGUUUAUUGCUGGUGAGUAAGCACUAACUGCACUGCCUCUGGUGGCCUGGUUCUACACUGGUUUAUACAAGCACCCAGUACUGGAAAAAAGUGGAGAAGGUGGCUUUCCUUAGUAGUGUA
Messenger RNA from Megalops cyprinoides (Indo-Pacific tarpon), 857 nucleotides. Its product is annotated as sigma intracellular receptor 2-like. The record is from RefSeq and is a predicted model, not a curated record. The transcript is spliced from 3 exons. Lineage: Eukaryota; Metazoa; Chordata; Actinopteri; Elopiformes; Megalopidae. The coding region runs from base 57 to 587 and encodes 176 amino acids. Gene Ontology annotation, cellular component: endoplasmic reticulum.